Molecule: messenger RNA, 4473 nt
Organism: Aspergillus aculeatus ATCC 16872
Lineage: Eukaryota; Fungi; Ascomycota; Eurotiomycetes; Eurotiales; Aspergillaceae
Product: pleiotropic drug resistance family ABC transporter
Exons: 2
Coding region: 1-4473 (1490 amino acids)
Biological process (GO): transmembrane transport
Cellular component (GO): membrane
Molecular function (GO): ATP hydrolysis activity; ABC-type transporter activity; ATP binding
Source: RefSeq, a predicted model, not a curated record
AUGUCGUUCGUCCCUACUACCAGCACCAACGCCGGGCGGGCGCAAGAGGUGAUCAGCCACAACCUGCCGCAAAAUGGCGGGGCAGCCUACCAUGACGAUCCAGCUUCGGGACCAAAGGAAUUCGACCAGGAAGCCAGCGAAGAUGAUGCGACGCUUCAAGGACGGGAAGACAAGAUGGAGGCUCGUGUGGGUGAUCUCGCACGCCGGCUUACUCGACAGUCCACUCGCUACUCAACCAAAGCCGACCUUGAGAACCCCUUUGUCACCACUGACCCGGAAUCGAAGCUGAAUCCACACAGUCCCAAUUUCCAAGUCAGAGAUUGGAUUAAGAUGCUCCUCGCCAUUCGCACGCGUGAUCCUGAGCGCUACCCGGACAGGACUGCAGGCGUGGCUUUCAAGAACUUGAGCGUACACGGUUACGGCUCGCCCACUGACUACCAGAAAGACGUUCUCAAUUCGCUUCUGGAAUUUGGUACCCUUAUUCGCAAGCUGAUGGGUGCCAAGAUGCAGAAGAUUCAUAUUCUGCGCGAGUUUGAUGGGCUUGUCAAGUCAGGAGAGAUGCUCAUCGUACUUGGCAGACCCGGCUCGGGGUGCACGACCUUCCUCAAGACGAUCUCUGGGGAGAUGAAUGGUAUCGAGAUGUCGGAGGAAUCUAUGCUCAACUACCAGGGUAUCCCUGCGAAAGAGAUGCACAACGCCUUCCGAGGCGAAGCCCUCUACAACGCGGAGACAGAUGUUCACUUCCCGCAGCUGACUGUUGGUGACACGCUCCAAUUUGCCGCAUUGGCCAGGGCUCCCCGAAAUCGCCUUGAAGGUGUCAGCCGCCAACAGUACGCUGAGCAUAUGAGGGACGUGGUUAUGGCGAUGCUUGGUCUUUCCCAUACGAUCAACACCCGUGUCGGGAACGAUUUCGUGCGUGGAGUUAGCGGUGGUGAGAGAAAGCGCGUCAGUAUCGCAGAGGCUAUGUUGAGUCAAGCACCACUACAAGCAUGGGAUAACAGUACUAGAGGUCUUGAUUCUGCGAAUGCUCUCGAAUUCUGUAAGAAUCUGGCCUUGAUGAGCAAGUAUACUGGCACCACAGCGUGUGUUGCCAUUUACCAAGCCUCUCAAAGCGCAUACGACGUUUUCCAAAAGGUAACCGUGCUGUAUGAAGGAAGGCAAAUCUAUUUCGGACCGACCUCAGAAGCCAAGCAAUUCUUUGUUGACAUGGGCUUUGAGUGCCCUGACCGGCAAACCACGGCUGAUUUCCUCACAUCCCUGACUUCGCCUUCAGAACGACAGGUCCGCCCGGGCUUCGAGAACCGUGUCCCUCGCACUCCGGAUGAAUUUGCGGCUGCCUGGAAACAAAGUAGCGCGAGAGCCAGACUCUUGAGAGAGAUCGAUGAGUUUGAAAGCCAAUACCCACUCAAGGGCUCUUCAUACGAAGCCUUCGUAGAUGCGCGACGGGCGAUGCAGGCAAAGCAUCAACGCCUGAAAUCAUCCUAUACCAUUUCAGUCUGGGAUCAAAUCUCUCUCUGUACGACCCGGGGCUUCCAGAGACUCAAAGGGGACAUGAGCUUGACUCUCUCUGGCUUGAUUGGUAAUUUCAUCAUUGCCUUGAUCGUCGCAUCGGUUUUCUUCAACCUUCCCGACAACACCUCGAGCUUUUACUCACGCGGAGCAUUGUUAUUCUAUGCAGUCCUCCUCAAUGCAUUUUCCAGUGCCCUCGAAAUCCUGACACUCUAUGCGCAACGUCCAAUUGUCGAGAAACAGGCACGAUAUGCAUUUUACCACCCAUUCGCGGAAGCAGUAGCUUCCAUGCUGUGCGAUACUCCUUACAAGCUACUGAACUCGAUCACCUUCAAUCUGCCUCUAUAUUUCAUGACCAAUCUACGUCGGGAUGCAGGAGCCGUCUUCACGUUCUGGUUAUUCUCUGUGGUGACCACCUACACCAUGAGUAUGGUUUUCAGAACGAUCGCUGCGACCUCUCGUUCACUCUCGCAAGCCUUGGUACCCGCUGCCCUGCUUAUUCUUGGCAUGGUUAUCUACACUGGAUUCGUCAUUCCCACUCGGAACAUGCUCGGCUGGUCUCGCUGGAUGAACUAUAUCAACCCAGUGGCCUAUGCGUUCGAAUCAUUCCUCAUCAACGAGUUUUCCGGUCGCACUUUCGAAUGCUCGAGUAUCGUUCCGUCUGGUUCACAAUAUGACUCAGUGUCCAUGGAUUAUCGCAUCUGUUCCACCGUCGGUGCCCAAGCUGGAUCAACAGUCGUGGACGGAUCACUGUACCUCAAGCAGAGUUACCAGUAUACCACCGGGCAUGAAUGGCGCAAUCUGGGAAUCCUUAUUGGGUUCAUGGCUUUCUUCGCCUUUGUUUACCUGGUCAGCACCGAAUACAUCUCGGAGCAGAAGUCCAAGGGAGAGGUGCUGCUGUUCCGUCGAGGCCAUCAGUCUACCCUUCCUACAGAAGGAGACGUCGAGGUCCAACCCAGGCCCGGUGGUGCUGUGAAGACCGAGACCAGCGGCGACCAAGAAGGCGUUCGCAUUCAGCGGCAAACCGCGAUCUUCCACUGGGAGGAUGUGUGCUAUGAUAUCACCAUCAAGGGCGAAGACCGGCGGAUUCUGGACCAUGUGGAUGGCUGGGUGAAGCCUGGAACUUGCACGGCCCUGAUGGGUGUCUCCGGAGCAGGAAAGACCACAUUGUUGGACGUAUUGGCCACUCGAGUCACGAUGGGUGUCGUGACCGGUGACAUGUUGGUGGACGGAAGGCCCCGCGAUCAAUCGUUCCAAAGAAAGACUGGCUAUGUUCAGCAGCAAGAUGUGCACCUACCUACGUCGACGGUUCGCGAAGCACUCCAAUUCAGUGCUUUGCUGCGCCAGCCAGCCCACCUUAGCCGGAAGGAAAAGCUAGACUAUGUGGACGAGGUUAUCAAGCUUCUUGGUAUGGAGGCUUACGCCGACGCAGUUGUUGGUGUUCCUGGCGAGGGCUUGAACGUCGAGCAGCGUAAACGUCUGACUAUUGGUGUUGAGCUGGCGGCCAAGCCUCAGCUCUUGCUCUUCCUUGAUGAACCGACGUCCGGCCUCGAUAGCCAGACUUCCUGGUCGAUUCUGGACCUUAUCGAUACUUUGACUCAGCAUGGACAAGCGAUUCUUUGCACCAUUCAUCAACCGUCCGCCAUGUUGUUCCAACGGUUCGAUCGUCUUCUGUUUCUAGCAAAGGGAGGUAAGACCAUUUACUUCGGCGAUAUUGGUGAAAACUCGACGACAUUAUCCAACUAUUUCGAGAGAAACGGAGCUCACACCUUGAAGAAUGGAGAAAAUCCUGCCGAAUGGAUGCUUGACGUCAUUGGCGCAGCCCCCGGGUCCAAGACCGAUAUAGAUUGGCACAAGGUGUGGAGAGAGUCUCCAGAGUACACCGGAGUGAAGCAACACCUAUCUGAGCUCCGGUCAACCCUCUCUGCCAAACCCAAGGAUGAGUCCGAUCCGGAAGCCCUGAAGGAAUUCGCCGCACCAUUCCAUAUCCAACUUUACGAAUGCCUGGUUCGGGUCUUUGCGCAGUACUACCGCACCCCGACAUAUAUUUGGAGUAAAACUGCUCUGUCUGUCUUGACGGCUCUCUACAUCGGUUUCUCCUUCUUCCACGCGAGCAACUCGAUCCAAGGCAUGCAGAACCAGAUGUUUUCCAUUUUUAUGCUAAUGACAAUUUUUGGCAACCUCUGUCAGCAAAUUAUGCCGCUCUUCUGUACCCAACGUUCGCUAUAUGAAGUCCGUGAACGGCCCUCCAAGGCCUAUUCCUGGCAGGCAUUCAUGACUGCCAACAUUCUGGUCGAAUUGCCAUGGAACACCUUGAUGGCGGUCUUGAUGUUUGUUUGUUGGUAUUAUCCCAUUGGCUUGUACAACAACGCCAAGCCCACGCACGCAGUGAACGAGCGCUCAGCACUUAUGUUUCUUCUGAUCUGGGUCUUUCUCCUCUUCACGUCCACAUUCGCUCACAUGGUCAUUGCUGGAAUUGAGUUGGCUGAGACUGGUGGUAAUAUCGCAACGCUUCUCUUCUCUCUCUGCUUGAUCUUCUGCGGUGUCUUAGCUACUCCAGAGGCGAUGCCAGGAUUCUGGAUUUUCAUGUACCGUGUAUCGCCCUUCACAUAUUUGGUCUCAGCGAUGCUGAGUACGGGUAUCUCCGGAACAAAGGCAGUUUGCGAGUCCGUCGAGUAUUUGACUUUCAAUCCCCCCAACAAUCAGACGUGCGAAAGCUAUAUGAAGGCCUACAUCAGCGUCGCGGGUGGGUACCUGGAAGAUCCCUCGGCAACAUCGAACUGUCAGUUCUGUACCAUCAGCAGCACGGACACAUUCCUCGCAUCCGUCUCCAGCUAUUUCUCCGACGCGUGGCGGAACUUUGGGCUCAUGUGGGUGUACAUUAUCUUCAACAUUGCGGCUGCGGUGGGGAUUUACUGGUUGGCCAGAGUUCCCAAGUCGGCUGGCAAGGCCAAGAAGGCGUAA